ACACAAAAAGCUUUACUACAGUCAGAGAGGAGCGGCGGAUGACAACAGACUCCUCUGCUGUCCAUCCAGAGCAGAGGCUCCCAGCGGCUUUAUGGGGUUCAGCUUCUGCAGGAAACAAAAAGAUGCUCUUUGGAAGAAAAGGCAACUUUCUCUGUUUCUGUUUUUAAAGUGGAGGUGGAUCUCUGUGUGUGCGCGACUGUGAGGAGGUGGGGAAGAAAAAAACAAAACAAAACAAAACAAAAAAAACAGUAAACCGGCGAGUGAGUCCAACAAAGUUGCUUCGUGACACGAAAGAAAAAAAAGGAGGUUUUUCACAUAUCGCAUCUGCUCCGUUUGAUUAAAGACCCUGAGAGACGAGUUUCCUGGCUUCAGAUCUUCUGUUGCUUCUCGGAUGCAGAGAAAACCCUGAGCUGUUCGGCAGGCAUCCCUGGAGCUUCAGGGGACAUUGGCAGAUGUGUACCCAGCACACAAAGCCCCUGGCCUGGCCGUGGGGAUGGCAGCCUCUGCCUUGAACCUGAACGGCCUUGGAGUCAUGAACAGCAGUAAUCAGUUUCACUCCCAGCCAGGGUCCUCUAACGCCGCCUCUAGAACAAACGCCGCCCCAGUCGGACGACCUGUGCUGCCGGUUCCCGAUCGGAGCACCUACUGCCCAUUACUGGGUGGAAGCCUCUACAGCCCAACGAGCCCUAAGACAAGCCCCCGAUCAUUUGGCCAAGCCUUCGUCUUUCCCCCCCCCUCCAAAUUGCUCUCCCCCUGCGACACAGCUCGCCCACGCUCUCCCUCGCCGCGAAGCCCGGAGCGCCUGGGAGUCUACGUCGGCCAGCGCAUCCGACGCCUGAGCGGGGAAGACAGAGGGGACGGAGACCCGCCCGAGGAGACGGGAGGAGGGACAAGAGGAGACGAGAGGAAGCGACAGGAACAUCUGCUUCGGAUUCACAGAGAGCUGCAAAACGUUGAGGUCAGAGGAAAGGUGGGCAUAUUCGAGGCCCACAUUUCUGGGAUCCGGGCCCAGGUCCUUAAUAGUGAACUCCAGCGCAGCCCUCGACCGACCCGACGAGCGACUAGCCAAACCCCUUUGUCUCCCAGCAAAGGAAACGCGGUUCUUGAAAAUCCAAUGACCCACCCACAAGUGAAUAAAGUACCUUCUGUUACACAAAAUGGCAGAGAGGUGGAGGAAGGAAUGACUGAAAGAAUAAGGAAGGAAGGGGGAACGGACGCGGGCGAUAAGGACAGCAGCUCUACAAAGUCAGACGCAGAGAACAAGACACCGAUUGAUCAAAAUGACUGCCUGUCGGAAUCAACUGUUCAAAAUCCCUACGUGGAAAAACGGAUUAUUCAUGGUUCACCUGAAGCCUCAGAAAAACACUCAGCUACAGAUGAGCAGAAUAAAGAAAAACUGAAAGAAAAGGAGGAAGAGAAGGAUGUAGAAAACAUAGAAAAGGAGACAGAACGGACAAACAGAGAUGAUCAGUGGCAAUCUAAUGUGCUGAUUCAGACUGAAGGAAAAAUGUUGAAUGAUUUCACUGAAACCACUGCUUUACCUCAAACACAAAACAGUAACAACGUGAAGCUGAGCUUGCUGGAAACACCCUCCAUCCCUGCUGUCAUAGUCACUGAUCACGGUUUGGAGGGUCUGUCUCAAACUACUGAAGGCUCAGGCUCAGAACGGGGACUGUCCCGAUCGCCGAGCCCCAGUUCCAGCCCUGUUCCAUAUUCCUCCACUCGCGCCCUCAGGAAGCUGUCCUCUUCCUCUGCCUCCUCAGCUGGUUUCUCCUCAUCUUGGGAGGAGUCAGAGGAUGAUGUUUCCAGUGAUACGGAGAAGGGAGAAAAUCUUCUCAACCCUGCACAUCUCAGUUCUCAGCAGAGAGCGCACAAGUCAUGGAAGAAGAUAAAGAACAUGGUCCACUGGUCUCCAUUUGUUAUGUCCUUCAAGAAGAAGUAUCCCUGGAUCCAACUGGCUGGACAUGCAGGGAGCUUUAAGGCAGGCGCGAAUGGACGUAUAUUAAAGAAACACUGUGAAUGCGAGCAGCGCUGCUUGUCCCGGCUGAUGGAAGAUGUGUUGCGACCGUAUGUUCCUGGUUAUCAUGGAGACGUGGAGAAGGAUGGCCAGAAGUAUAACCAGAUGGAGGAUCUGCUGGCUGAGUUUGACUAUCCUUGUGUAAUGGACUGUAAGAUGGGAGUGAGGACCUACCUCGAGGAGGAGCUAACUAAGGCUCGUAGAAAGCCAGCUCCGAGGCCCGACAUGUAUCAGAAAAUGGUCGAGGUCGACCCAGGGGCACCAACAUUGGAGGAGAACGACAAUAAGGCAGUGACCAAGCCCAGAUACAUGCAGUGGAGAGAGACCAUUAGCUCAACGGCCACCCUGGGGUUCAGGAUAGAGGGAGUCAAGAAAGAAGAUGGAUCUGUGAACAGAGAUUUUAAGAAGACCAAGACAAGGGAGCAGGUGGUUGCAGCUUUCCAUGACUUUGUAAAAGGCGAUAAGGAGAUACUGAACAAAUAUCUAACAAGGUUAAAGGAAAUCCGAGGCACUUUGGAGAUCUCUCCUUUCUUCAAAUCUCAUGAGGUAAUCGGCAGCUCGCUCUUAUUCGUUCACGACAGCAAGAAACAAGCCAAAGUUUGGAUGAUCGACUUUGGGAAGACCACACCCCUCCCUGAGGGGGAGGAACUAACCCACCGAGCCUCAUGGAUAGAGGGGAACAGGGAGGACGGCUACCUUUUUGGACUCGACAGUUUGGUGGACAUCUUUUCCUCCAUGGUGAACUCUGAGACUUGAAGGUUUUUGUUUCUAAACCAAGUUAACUUUUGGACUCACCACCAUCAACGCUUCCAUUCAUACUCCUUCCUCUGGGAGACGCCGACGCUCGAACUCAGAUGCAAAUCACAUCAUCCGACCCCCUCUUAGUUCCCUACAAGUGGAACCAGUUACAGCAACAAGGCCUCAGUUCCUCAUAACUGUGCUAAACCAGAGUUUUUUUUUUAAUGCUGUGGUUUAAACAUUUGAAAAAAGGUCAAUCUUAUGUAACCUUAUUCUGACAGCCUAAACUUUCACUAAAUAAGAUGUCCUAUAAAAAGCAAACAUUAUGGACUCUCUUACCUUAUGCAAAGAAACCUGUACUUUUAUAUUAGAAAUAAAUCCUCACCAAAGGCCUAAAAUAAUUUAAUAACUUAAUAAAAAGCUUAAUAUUAUAUGAUAUUAUUACUUUAAGGCGUAAUUCAUAAUAGUAAACAUAAUGCAGUGCUUUGCAAUUGUAUUCAUAUCCCUUAACCUGUUCAUUUUCUUUUGUUGCACAAUGAAUCUGUGUGAUUUUAUCUGGAUUU
This is a messenger RNA of Cyprinodon tularosa, 3318 nucleotides long. It is a transcript of the gene itpkb, whose product is annotated as inositol-trisphosphate 3-kinase B. NCBI's taxonomy places the organism in Eukaryota, Metazoa, Chordata, Actinopteri, Cyprinodontiformes, Cyprinodontidae. Gene Ontology annotation, molecular function: inositol tetrakisphosphate kinase activity; inositol-1,4,5-trisphosphate 3-kinase activity. Gene Ontology annotation, biological process: inositol phosphate biosynthetic process. The record is from RefSeq and is a predicted model, not a curated record. Gene Ontology annotation, cellular component: nucleus; cytoplasm.